Molecule: messenger RNA, 1050 nt
Organism: Penicillium salamii
Lineage: Eukaryota; Fungi; Ascomycota; Eurotiomycetes; Eurotiales; Aspergillaceae
Source: the annotation of a GenBank genome assembly
AUGUCUAUCACAGAAGUUAACCAAACGUCAGAGGAGCCCAUUGCCAUCCCCUCCCACCUUGAUGGCGUCGCUUACCUCUAUGGCCACCCUCUCCUCAACUCCCUCUCUCCCCCUCUUCACCAGACUGUCUACAAUGCCCUGGGUCUCAACUGGACUCAGAUCCCGCUGUCCAGUGUGACUGGCACUUCCGAGACCUACCCCCCUCCUUACACCAAAUCCCCACCAAUUGAAAAAUACUUGGCCUCCAUCAAGGCCAACCCCAAGUUCGUCGGCUCCUCCGUGACCAUGCCACACAAGGUCGCCAUCAUGCCUCACCUGGACGACUUGACCGAACACGCCCGCCAAGCAGGCGCCUGUAACACCAUCUUCCUGCGCGACGACGCCAACGGCCAACGCCAAUACGUCGGCACCAACACCGACUGCGACGGCAUCCGCGAAGCCCUCCUGCAGAAUGCCCCCGAUGCCACUCGAUUCCGCGGCCGGCCCGCACUGAUCAUCGGUGGUGGAGGCACAGCCCGCACAGCCAUCUACGUGAUGCGCCGCUGGCUGGGCUCCAGCCGCAUCUACGUCGUCAACCGGGACGCCGAAGAAGUGGCCGCCAUUCUGGAAGAAGACCGCCAACGCAACCCAGAUGCCAAUGGCCAGGCUCCUCUGAUUCCCGUCACUGAUCCUGCUGAGGCUGCUCGUCUGGAAGCCCCCGCUGCCAUCGUCUCCGGUAUCCCCAACUAUCCCCCCAAGACUGCCGAGGAGCUGCGCUCCCGGGCGAUCAUCGAGGCAUUCCUGGGAACUGCCGCUACUGCAGACAAGCAGGAGGGUGUCAUUCUGGAGAUGUGCUACCACCCUACUCCCUGGACUGAGAUUGCCAAGCUGGCUUCCACAGGUGGCUGGAAGGUGAUUUUGGGUUCUGAGGCUCUGAUCUGGCAGGGUCUGGAGCAGGCUCGUCUCUGGACGGGCAAGGAUAUCAUUGGUACUCCUGGUCUUGUGCAAGAGGUCAAGGAUCUCGUUGCGAAGACUAUUGCGGAACGGGCUGAACCCAAGUCUAGCCUGUGA